AUGAUCGAGGGUGAGACGUCUGUCCAGGAUUGCUUGCGGCAUCGCAUGCCGAGCCUGUCGAUAUAUACUGGAGGCAGGAAUUAUCAGGAUUGUCUCGAUCGAUAUAACAAUGCACUGGGCGAGCAACCGCUAGUUUGCACGCGGCCAAGGACCGAGCAAGAGGUCUCCCAGCUAGUUCAAUUCUGUACCGAAGAAUCGAUUCCCUUUGCUGUUCGCUCGGGUGGUCAUGACUUCUUCGGUCGCUCCCUGGUUCACGAGGGAAUUCUCAUCGACAUGCGCGCGAUGGACUCAGUCAUCGUCGAGCCGGACCGAACCAGCGUGCACGUUGGUGGCGGGGUGAUUUCCGGCGCCCUGCAGGAAGCACUUAAUUCCGACGGAUUAUUCACCCCUACUGGACAGGCAAAAUCCGUGGGAUAUGUAUCGUGGGCCUGUGGUGGAGGGUAUGGCUUCUACGUUGGCACGUACGGGUUUGGGGUUGAUCAGAUCCUUGCGGCCCGGGUUGUUUUGGCCGGGGGGAAAGUUGUUGAUACCGACGAAGAUCCCGAAUUGCUGUGGGCACUCCGCGGCGCUGGGGCUGGCACAUUUGGCAUCAUCACGGAGCUUCGUGUGAAGGCGUACCCAGUACCUAAACUAUAUGCCGGCUUUCUAGCCUUCCCCUUGACCGAGGCCGCAUCUGUCAUGGAUAGGAUCGAAAAGCUCCUACAGGAUGACUUUCCUGAUGAAUUUAGCGGAGAUGCUGUUGCAGUGAAUCCAGAAAUGUCACCGAUGCCGGUGGUCGAGCCCUGUUUCAUUUUUCUUUGGUGUUGGACUUCGGUCGACGGAAACCUUGCGCUUGCGAAAAGCUUUCUUGAGCAGAUGAUGCAGGCUGGCAGGGUACUGGGAAACACGGUCACGGAGACUACACCAGCAGCUUACGGCCUGGGUGAUUCGUCAUCAGGAACCUUCUUGCGCAGUCGAAGUAUUGACGGUAUACAUCGGAAGGUUGGUGCCAUCCUCGAACGAUGCCCUCCACCACAUCCGCUGUCCGCUGUGAUCUUUCAUUAUAACCAUGGUAGGGGCGUUCGACAUGGAGUCGCAGAUAAUGUCGGGGCGGCGUUUCCGAAUCGGCACCAGCAUGUCAUUCUCGGGCUCCAUGGUGGAACUAGAUCAGGCCAGGCUAAUACACAAGAGCUUGCGGAUGCAGCCAAAUGGGUCACAGGGUUGGAGGAGGCAAUUGAUCAGAACGGUCUCUCGUUGGAAGGAGGUUUCCCUGCAUUUUGGCCCCCUGAUCAGGUGGAUGUAGAACGAUUCUUUGGGGAACAGGGAGCCGCAAGACUGCGGCGAUUGAAAGCACAACUGGACCCGAAUGAUGUAUUUCGCCAUGCGAUGCCCUGUCUCAAAGCAGGCUGA
Molecule: messenger RNA, 1389 nt
Organism: Penicillium manginii
Lineage: Eukaryota; Fungi; Ascomycota; Eurotiomycetes; Eurotiales; Aspergillaceae
Product: FAD-binding oxidoreductase
Exons: 2
Coding region: 1-1389 (462 amino acids)
Molecular function (GO): FAD binding; oxidoreductase activity
Source: RefSeq, a predicted model, not a curated record